Lepisosteus oculatus (spotted gar) is the source of this 2812-nucleotide messenger RNA. It is a transcript of the gene c2cd4a, whose product is annotated as C2 calcium dependent domain containing 4A. The record is from RefSeq and is a predicted model, not a curated record. NCBI's taxonomy places the organism in Eukaryota, Metazoa, Chordata, Actinopteri, Semionotiformes, Lepisosteidae.
AUAUUGGGGAUCAGAGGAGCUGUUAGAAUUGAUUAAAAUAAGUUAUGGAGUCAACUACUGAAGAAUAAUUUAGAGAAAAGUCAUUUUAACUGCAUACUGUACAUUAAGGAUUGUUUUGCAUGAUCAUUAAUAGAAAUGAACUGAUUUAUAAAUGCAAAACAGUUGCACAUUUCAUACAUUAUACAGUAUAUAUUUUUGUAGAUAUUCAAAGUGACUUGCAGGCAGUAAUUUGUCCUUACAGUGCAUAACACAGUAGAAUGUUACAUAAAUGCUAAUUUCUACAUAAAUAGUAGAAGUUUUUUGGUAAUUUUACACUUCAUGGUUUUUACUUCAAACAAAAACACAUGCAUAGAUGCACACAAAAGCAGGCAAGUACUUUAAAAAUUUGAUGUUUUUUAAAUGACAGUUCAGGCUACUCGAUCAACAGAAUAUAUUACUGUGGAUACUCAUUAAAAGUCUUCACCUGCUGGUACAUGUGCAGGCCUUUGACAGUACUGUCAUGCAGCUCACAACAUGAGAGAGUUAUGACUGAGCCAGCAACAUUAAACAUACUGUAUAGGAUUUUGACUACUUGGAUGACAUGCCCUGAUCCAAGAAUUCAAAAUCCUGAAAGACCUUUACAAAGUUAUUCUAGCCACGUUGUUGAAGGCAGAACUCGGGAUUCUAGGAAGCAAAGACUGGAUGAGAUCCUCUGAUGAAUGAACUACUGUAUCAAAAGAGCUAGAUGAACCAGAUAGUCACCCCAUGUUUGUAACCUUACUUACAGUACAUAUACCUCCAGUACCUGUUAGUUCUUAUAAACCUGCUGCUGGAGGAAUUAAUACAUCACUUACAUUUUGACCCAGAUAAUCUCACUCCGGUGUGCACAUUCACGAAAAUGGAAAAACAAAUAAGCGAAUUAAAUGUUCUCAUUGUAUCGAAAAACUUUUUGAUUAUUCUGUUACGAGCAGUUUACCUUCUCCAUCGCUUAUCUGUUUAACCUUUUUUUUUCAUGAGGCAUGCUCAUGCCCGUGAAGAGUACUGUUGUGGUUUCACCAUUUCCAUGACUACAGUCUACUAGGAAAAGGGGGAGGGUCCUUCCAGAGCGUGCUCCUUCCUUCCACAUGGGAGGUGCGCUUGAAUGGGAUUGGAGCCGCUCCAGACAUCACAGCCCUAUUUAUACAGCCCGCAGCGCUCAGCACACCAGAAACCUGAGCAAGCCUGAAGUGGGGGAAGACCUGCAGCUGAGAAGCUCUCUGACAACACUGGACCAUUUAUGGUAAUUCUUCAGCAAACCCGUCUUUAAAGACGCAUUGCUGAAUUUCUGAAAUCUCUGAAGAUUUGUGCGCUUCUUCUCUCUGAUCUUUUGCCCAUGUGGGUGAUGGACAAAAUCCGCGUGUCUGUGGAAAGAACAAGCCUGUCUCUCCCCAUAACGGAAUACAGUUUCAAAAUCGGAGACAUCAUGUUUGGAGGAGAUAAGAUGUCGUCUGCGAAAAACAAAAAGAUCUCCCUGUGCCCUAAUAUCAUCACCCCCGACAGAAUCCCCGAGUUCUGCAUACCGCCGAAAUUCCCCUCACAGCAGGACCUCAAGACUGCUGAACUGAACAAACCCACUCCCAGCCUUAAGAUUUCCUCUUCGGAAAAGGGCAGUCCUGGAAAGGUUCCCCAGCACCGAGAACUGGUCAACACUCAUGUGAUCCAGGUGGAAAGUGUGGACGAGAUGCCCUUUGACUAUGGAUACAGUGACGAAGAGAGCACCAAUGCUGAUCCACAGUCCCAAGCUGCGCUGUCCUUGCCCCAUCUUGCAAAAGCCCAGACCUCCUAUGGGUUUUGCACCUUGCUUGAAAGCCCACACACCAGGAGAAAAGAGUCUUUGUUCCACAACGAUCCCGGCUCCUGUGGGAUCCCAGUGGUACUUCCCAGAGGCAGGUCCAGCACGUACUCAAAAAUCUCCUCGUCCACCUUCAGCCUGAACGCCAUAACUUCCAGGCUCUCCCCCAGAAGUUUCAGCUUGAACAGGCAGGGCACAUUGGACAGUGACACUGCUUCGUCCACAGAGUCCUCCCCUUUCAGCUCUCCCAUGUUAAACAGGUCUCCCCCUAAAUCCUCUCUGUUCAAGGCACUGAGCCAGGAGAAGCUGCUGUCCAGGACUGUGAAGAAAUCAACAGUGUGCAGGAACAAUUCUUUGUCAACAGACGAGGGGAGUUCAACAGACAACAGCCCAAAUAUCUUGAGAAGAGCAUCUGAGGGCUUGAUAGACCCCAUGCCCUGUCCCUAUGGCUUGACCCCCCCUGCAAUUUUCCCAAUGGACCUAGUGUACUACAGGGAUAGAUUCAUGAAAGAAAGCCUCAUACCCCUGGGGAAAAAUGGGACCCUAAGACUUUCUGCUGAGUAUAGCCCAGAGAAUCAGAGGCUCCGUGUGCGCUUGAUCAGUGCAGAAGGACUGUAUGCCUUGUCUGUGGAUCCCAAAAGCAUCAACUGCAGUGUCAGCAUCUCUCUGCUGCCGGGAAAAAUCCAGAAGCAGCGCAGCACUGUGAUCCGGAAAAGCCGGAACCCUAUUUUCAACGAGGACUUUUUCUUUGAUGGAAUUUCUGAAGAAGAGCUGUCUUACAGGUCUCUCAGGUUUAAAGUUGUUAACAAAAUGUCAAGUAUGAAAAGAGAUUAUGUUUUGGGAGACUGUGAGCUCCCUCUGAGCAGCAUUUCACCUGCAUAAUGAUUCUACAGGACACCUUUUUUACUAUUUAUAUGUAUAUACAGCAAAAAGUGUUAUUUAUUUAUACUUUUAUACUUUGCUAAAUGCUGGUUUGAUAUUAAAUGGCAUUUUUGAAAAACA